AUGGUAAAUGACCGAUGGGGAAUCAUGAACAGCUCUUCUGAACUCGAAGAUGGGACUCGGCAUAAAAACCAGACGUUCUGUGAGUGUGUGCCCAGCUCCUCCCAGCUCAAACACCGCUGGUCAGACUCAGAAACCGCCAGGGAGACGCCAGCCAAGAGAAUGAGCUGCAGCUACCUGCUUUGCACUAUCCUGCUCUUCGUGGCCGUGUUGCUAGCCGUCACUGUAACUGGCACCAUCCUUUUUAUGAAUCACUACCAGGCCCCGCCCAUGUCCGAUGGCCUACCCCACAUCUCCACCAAUCAGGAUGAAGCCAACGCCCUGGUCACUGUCGAGAGAGGCGACGGUUCUCGUAUCAACAUCUUCAUCGACCCCAACUGCCCUGACUACAACAGUAACUUUUUGCGCCUGGAGGGUGUGCAGACGUCGCUGCUCCACUCGCUAACCGACCACGACUCUGACCUGAAGUCAGUGAAAGGCCAGGAUCGGGCUCUUCUCGUCAGCCUGGCCGAGGAGGUGGCCAAGCUGUCGGCCCACGCGGGACAACUGAAAAUGGACUAUGAGUCCUUACGCAGGGGGCAGGGUAGCCUGGGGCAAGACCUUAACACGCUGCAGACGGAGCAGGGACGCCUCAUACAGCUGCUGUCAGACAGCCAGAUCAACAUGGUCAAGGUAGUGAACUCAGUGAGUGAUGCUCUUAACGCCAUGCAGAAGGAGAACGUGGGCCUGAAGGCGCGUGUCAAGGCUGACUUGCAGAGGGCACCAGUCAGAGGGGCCCGGCUCAAGGGCUGCUCCAACGGCUCGCGUCCCCGUGACUGCGGUGAUCUGUACGCCAGCGGUCAGCGAGAGGAUGGCAUCUACUCCGUGUUCCCCGUUCACCACCCCGCAGGCUUCCAGGUCUACUGUGACAUGACCACAGACGGAGGAGGCUGGACGGUGAUCCAGCGCCGGGAGGAUGGCUCGGUCAACUUCUUCCGAGGAUGGGAGUCCUAUCGGGAGGGAUUCGGCAAGAUCACCGGCGAACACUGGCUCGGGCUGAAGCAGAUCCAUGCGCUGUCCAUCCAGGGGAACUAUGAGCUACGGAUCGACUUGGAGGACUUUGAAAAUAGCACCGCGUAUGCCCAGUAUGGUACCUUUGGAGUAGGCCUCUUCUCAGUGGAUCCCGAUGAUGAUGGAUACCCUUUGACUGUGGGAGACUAUUCUGGAAAUGCAGGUGACUCUCUGCUCAAGCACAACGGGAUGAAGUUCACCACCAAAGACAGGGACAACGACCACUCGGAGAACAACUGCGCCUCCUUCUACCACGGUGCCUGGUGGUACCGCAACUGCCACACCUCCAACCUUAACGGCCAGUACCUGCGCGGUCAGCACACCUCCUACGCCGACGGCAUCGAGUGGUCCUCCUGGACCGGCUGGCAGUACUCCCUCAAGUUCUCCGAGAUGAAGAUACGACCCACCCGCGAUCCAGAGAAUAAAUGA
Chelmon rostratus (copperband butterflyfish) is the source of this 1476-nucleotide messenger RNA. It is a transcript of the gene fibcd1b, whose product is annotated as fibrinogen C domain containing 1b. The record is from RefSeq and is a predicted model, not a curated record. The transcript is spliced from 8 exons. NCBI's taxonomy places the organism in Eukaryota, Metazoa, Chordata, Actinopteri, Chaetodontiformes, Chaetodontidae. The coding region runs from base 1 to 1476 and encodes 491 amino acids.